AUGGUGUGGGACUGCGUGCAAAUCUUCGCCAUUUCCUUGGCCAGCGCGGUCACUGCCGAAGUGCUGUCGUGGCUGCUCAUCUACCGAACGGAGAGUUACUCCAGUCUGCAGGGCAAGGUCGAGAAGCUCACCAAGAAGCUGGAGAAGAAGAAGGACGGCCCUCAGAGCAUCGACAAGAAAAAGAGCCGUGACAAGCGCAUCGUGCAGUACGAGCAACAGCUCCAGGAGGCCAACCGAGAUCUCACGCAGUCCAAGAUGAAGUCCAUGUUCGUCAUCGGUAUCACCCUCGUGUCGCUCUUUGGCGUCAUCAACUCCAGCUUCGGUGGCCUCGUCGUGGCCCGGCUGCCCUUCGAGCCGAUGCCCUUGGUGCGCAGCAUCUCCCACCGGGGCCUUCUGGGUGUCGACUACUACGAGUGCUCAGCCGCCUUCAUCUACGCGCUGUGCAGCAUGAGCCUCCGUACCUCCGUGCAGAAGGUGCGCACUUCUUCCCCUCUCCUGGCCCUCCGCGCCGCCAUACUAACGCUGCGCUAUGCCGCAUUGUGUGUUUGUAUAUUUCUAUUUUUAAAAUAUCAUAGCUGUUCGGGUGGGCUCCUCCCCCGGGCCAGGACAGCAUGUUCGGCACUCCCGGCACCCACUAGCGGGUCGGUCCGAGAAAGAUAA
Molecule: messenger RNA, 660 nt
Organism: Acanthamoeba castellanii str. Neff
Lineage: Eukaryota; Discosea; Longamoebia; Acanthamoebidae
Product: transmembrane and coiledcoil domains 1, putative
Exons: 5
Coding region: 1-660 (219 amino acids)
Biological process (GO): endoplasmic reticulum calcium ion homeostasis
Cellular component (GO): cytoplasm; endoplasmic reticulum membrane
Molecular function (GO): calcium channel activity
Source: RefSeq, a predicted model, not a curated record